CGCCAUGUUGUUGAGGCUGAGUGAGGAAACGAGCGGGAGCGGGAGAGCAGCAGGGCGUCCGCUCGCUUAAACCCUCAGGCCCACCCCUAGUUAAUCCUUUAGAUCCCGUGUCACCGAACGUUCAGUCGUUUCUCCAAGAUGGCACAUUGUGUGACAAAAGUACAGUUGACCAUUUCCUGUGAGAAUUUGAUGGACAAAGAUGUUGGUUCAAUGUCAGACCCACUAUGUGUUUUACUUCAAAACACUGAGGCAGGCGACCAGUGGAUGGAGCUGGACCGAACAGAGAGGGUUAAAAACUGCCAGAGUCCCCAGUUUGCCAAGAAGCUGGAGGUGGAUUAUUUCUUUGAGCGUGUGCAGAAACUGAAGUUUGGCAUUUACGAUAUUGACAAUAAAUCCACAAAUCUGAGUGAUGAUGACUAUCUGGGAGGAGUUGAGUGUACACUGGGCCAGAUUGUCUCCAGUAAGUCAUUCACUCGGCCUCUACAAUUGAAGAAGGGGAAGUUGGCUGGAAAAGGGAAUAUCACUGUAGUAGCUGAGGAGAUCCGGGAUAAACGGUCUGCAGUUCUACAACUGGAAGCAAGAAACCUGGAAAAUAAGGAUUUCAUGGGGAAAUCUGAUCCAUUUCUGGAGCUCUACAGGCAGGGAGAUGGUGAUAAAUGGCAACUAGCUUACCGAUCAGAGGUUAUUAAGAACAAUCUGAAUCCGAACUGGAAGCCUUUCUCUGUCUCUUUGCAGUCGCUGUGUAACGGAGAUAUGCAGAAGCCCAUUAAGGUGACCUGCUCUGACUAUGAUGGUGAUGGCUCUCAUGAUCUGAUAGGCCUUUUUGAAACUAACUUCUCUAAGCUACAGCAAGUGGAAAUGGGGAAUCCGAUUGAGUUUGAAUGCAUUAACCCAGAGAAGAAAAAGAAGAAGAAGAGCUACAAGAACUCUGGCAUUAUUCGGGUUCGAUCGUGCAAGCUGGAAACUGAAUACUCCUUCCUGGAUUACGUUAUGGGUGGAUGUCAGAUUAAUUUCACAGUUGGUGUCGACUUCACUGGAUCAAACGGAGAUCCCCACUCCUCAGACUCGCUACAUUACAUCAGCCCGAAUGGAGUCAAUGAGUACCUGACUGCCAUCUGGUCUGUCGGGCAGGUUGUGCAGGAUUACGAUACAGAUAAGCUGUUUCCUGCAUUUGGGUUUGGGGCUCAAGUUCCUCCCGACUGGAAGGUUUCCCAUGAGUUUUCCUUGAAUUUUAAUGCCACCAACCCAUACUGUCAAGGAGUACAGGGGAUUAUUGAUGCAUAUCGAAAUGCUAUUGUCAACGUCAGGCUAUACGGACCAACCAACUUCUGUCCCAUUAUAACCCACGUGUCGCGAUUUGCUGCUGCUUCCACUCAGACAGGGACCGCUGCGCAAUAUUACGUUCUGCUGAUUAUCACCGAUGGGGAGAUUACCGACUUGGACCAGACACGGGAUGCGAUUGUUGAAGCCUCAAAGUUGCCGAUGUCCAUCAUUAUAGUUGGUGUUGGCGGCGCGGAUUUCAAAGCCAUGGAGUUCCUUGAUGGUGAUGAUGGUGUCCUGAAGUCGCUGGCCGGAGAGCCUGUCGUCCGAGACAUUGUGCAGUUUGUCCCCUUCAGACAGUUUCAGAACGCUCCUAAGGAAGCCCUGGCCCAGACUGUCCUGGCAGAGGUGCCCAAGCAGCUAGUGUCGUAUUUCAAGAUGAGAAAUCUGACACCACUGAAUCCGCCGAAGCCAGCCCAGUAACCGUUCACCCGGGACAUGGGCUGCACUGUGUCUGUGUAACGUUAGCACCAACCUCUGUAGAGACACACACCCGUGCACACAGACACCCACACGUUAUAAUCGGGGACCAGAAUCUCUUCUGAUGACGGUCACAUACAAGUAUACCCAGUGUUACCAACUUUUUUCGAAUCCUGCAGAUUGUAGAAAUUAUUUUUUAAAACACUUAACCUUGACAUAGCAGAUUUUAAAAUGCAGUUUUCCAUAAUCCUCCUUUGUGAACUACAAGGCUUAAAAUAUAUGCAAGUACCUGUUGCCAGUCUGUAAACAGUUCUGGGAGGACUGGGGCUUUACUGCUAGCCCACCAAAACUGACUUACAAUCAUCAUUUUUUUACUAGAUUAGAUUCCCUACAGUGUGGAAACAGGCCCUUCGACCCAACCAGUCCACACCGACCCUCUGAAGAGUAACCCACCUAGACCCACUUCCCUCUG
Messenger RNA from Chiloscyllium plagiosum (whitespotted bambooshark), 2212 nucleotides. Its product is annotated as copine-1-like. The record is from RefSeq and is a predicted model, not a curated record. Gene Ontology annotation, cellular component: plasma membrane. Gene Ontology annotation, biological process: positive regulation of tumor necrosis factor-mediated signaling pathway; cellular response to calcium ion; regulation of canonical NF-kappaB signal transduction. Lineage: Eukaryota; Metazoa; Chordata; Chondrichthyes; Orectolobiformes; Hemiscylliidae. Gene Ontology annotation, molecular function: calcium-dependent phospholipid binding.